Lonchura striata (white-rumped munia) is the source of this 2113-nucleotide messenger RNA. The record is from RefSeq and is a predicted model, not a curated record. Lineage: Eukaryota; Metazoa; Chordata; Aves; Passeriformes; Estrildidae.
ACGGAGCGCACGCCGGCGCCGCCUCCUCCCCCGCUUCCCGCCGGCCGCGCCGCCGUCGCCACCAUGAUGCUGCUGGGCCGCGGGCUGGACGCCAGGGACAAUCAGACUAGACAAAUGCAAGAUGCUGUUUCAAAUGUGGAAAAACAUUUUGGUGAAUUGUGCCAAAUAUUUGCUGGAUAUGUACGUAAAACUGCCAGACUACGAGACAAAGCAGAUCUUCUAGUAAAUGAAAUAUAUGCAUAUGCAGCUACAGAGACACCAAACUUAAAAGUUGGACUGAAAAACUUUGCAGAUGAAUUCUCCAGACUGCAAGAUUAUCGCCAGGCAGAGGUUGACAGGCUGGAAGCCAAGGUUGUUGAACCUCUGAAAUCUUAUGGGACCAUAGUGAAACUUAAAAGGGAUGAUCUUAGAGCAACUUUAACAGCAAAGAACCGAGAAGCCAAGCAAUUAUCUCAACUGGAAAAGACACGUCAGCGAAAUCCAUCAGAUCUACACAUUAUUUCACAGGCUGAAAAUGAACUGCAGAGAGCAACACUGGAUGCUACUCGAACAACUCGGCACUUGGAGGAAACCAUAGAUAAUUUUGAGAAACAGAAGAUAAGGGACAUCAAAAACAUAUUUUCUGAAUUUAUAACUAUUGAAAUGUUGUUCCAUGGGAAAGCUUUAGAAAUAUAUACUGCUGCCUAUCAAAAUAUCCAAAAUAUUGAUGAAAAUGAAGAUUUGGAGGUUUUUCGGAGCUCCCUUUAUCCACCAGACUAUCAGUCUCGCUUAGACAUAGUUCGUGCAAAUUCCAAGUCCCCCCUGCAAAGAACUGGCUCCUCAAAAUCUUCACUGAGAACAGCACAGAUUUCCCGUAGAAUGCUAAGAAAAGAUGAAGAAGAGGAAGAGGAGGAAGAUGAAGAUUCUGAAGAGGAGGAUGAGGAGGAUGAAUUUGAUGCUAAUAAGGAAGCUUUCAUCAGGUUCAGAUGACUUUUGAUUCCUUUACACAUACAGAAUGAACAGUCACUAAUGAGGACCUGGCCCAGUAUCUUAUGUUCAAUGCUGCUUUGCUUUUAAAUAAAAGUGCCUUCAUGAUUAAACUAGUGGAUAUUUUAUGUAGUUGAUCUUUAUUAUAUUAGUUGACAUGCUAUACUUAAUUCAAAUUUCAUGUGUUUAGCUGCAUGAUUCAGUUACUUGUUCCAUCAAACAUACAAGAAACUACACAUUUUGAGUGUAAUUUCUUAUCUGAUUUGGAGUUACAGGUUGCAUGUGUUCAUUUUAUAACAGUGUAUGGUUGUCCGCCACACUUGCUACCACACUGUUCCCCUCCAGCUUUAGUAUCUGCUAAAGAACAAAUGCAGAAGGAAUUUAAACUUGUGACUGGGAAAACAAGUUAUAACAAAAUCUUCUUUCAGUUACAGAAAAAAAUCAGGAAGUGCAUUUAUAAUAUUGAUGCUACUUUUGUCCACUGAUGCAAUGCAUGCCUGUUUUGAAAUGUGAAAAAAACAGCUUUUGCCAAAAAUAAGAGAUGAAAAUAAGCAAAAAGUUCACAAUAUAGGGUUGUUUUAAACCCAAAACAUAAUUUUACACCAGCAUUACAUACCAGACAUUGAAGUACUUCUGGCAAGGAGUAAAUACUUAAGUACUUUUUAAAUACUUUAAAAAUAUCUACAUAAUUAAUUCCCAUUUAUUUCAGCAACUAAGGAACUUCCAUAAAUAGUCCUAUCAUUUCAGGAUUCUGGUGAUCACCACUUUACCAUUUCACACACACAAUGAAGUAGUCCAUCUCCAAAACAGAUGGCUGACUUCAAAAAAAUUUCAGGUUUUCGUGUAAUAUACAUAGAUACAAAUAGCAAAUAUUUGUGUACUAUGCCUUAAGAAAGCAAUUCUGAAAAAAAGGAGUUUUGUUUAGAUAAAUUGCCUUCUAAAAAUUUAUGCAGUUCACAAGCAUAAAAUUCAUUCUCCCUACAUCACAAAAAAAAGUCAACUUCAGGAAUCACAGAAAAACUUCCAGAAAAGUACCAUUAGGCAACUUUGUCCUGCAUGCAUAUAUGUCUUAACUUUGCAUGUUGCACAGAAAUUGUGAACUCAAAACUACAGAUUAAAAGUUCCUGACUAAAAUACUCCACAGCCA